AUUGCAGCCCUUUCUAUCGACCUCGUUACCAACACAUCGGUGGUGAUGAGUAUUGGCUAGCUCCGUUCCUACAUCUAAGUUCCGAUAGAGUUAUCUAACCUAAGAAAUGCUUUGUCUUAUCCUAUAAAUUAUGCUAUAAGCAUCAAAGUUAUGUCCCAUGAACACAAAUUCAUUAUCUGGUGGUGGUAUCUGUAUCUGUAUGGCUUUGAAAUCCCUUGUUCUGGUUAGUCUUUUAGUCGCUGCUGUUGCAGCUCCAAUGGCCCAGGCACAAAUUGCAGAAAGUACGCAGGGUCCUACGUUGGGGCUAGUGCACGUUGAUGUUACCCUAUAUUGCACUCCUGAUGGGAACAUUGGUCCUUUGGGCGAGGCCACACCCCCUUUUCCUAAUGCUAUGGUGCUAUUGCAAUGUGGAGACGGAACUAUAGUUGCUACUGCUACGACCAAUAGCUUCGGAAUCGCCUACUUACAUUCAGAUCCCAUGCCUCUUUUUCCCUUCUUCUCACAACUGGAAUCCGACUGCAAGCUCAUCGUUAACACGACCCUGUCUACCUGCGACUCCAGCCUACCAUCCACCGGUUGCCUCCAGUCAGCUCUAACGUUCAUCGAAACCGUUGCCCUCGGAACUUUCAGUGUUACCAGCUUUAAGCCUACUGGUUUCACUUUUAAUCCUAUACUCUAGUGGUGCAUGGUAAGUGCAACACAAGAUCAAUAAAAUAACUGCAAUGAGAAUAACUUCUGUAUUACGGCUCUUCUAUUGUAAUUUAGUAUUCGAUUUGAAUAUUUUAUAUUAACACAUGCACGAUUGCACGUUAAACGUAUACCAUAUGGAGUCAUAUACAGUUACUGAACGUGUAUAUCUGAUGGUAUAUAAAAUGAGAAAACAAGAAGUUCAAAGAUACA
Molecule: messenger RNA, 900 nt
Organism: Sesamum indicum (sesame)
Lineage: Eukaryota; Viridiplantae; Streptophyta; Magnoliopsida; Lamiales; Pedaliaceae
Source: RefSeq, a predicted model, not a curated record